AUGCCUAUAAUAUUUUAUUUUGAAAUAGCUAAUGUCAUUGAUCAGUUUGGUCAAAUGACUCCGAUAUGCAAUGCAAGAAAGGGUAUGUAUCGUAGUUUUCAUGCCUCUUGGCAUAUGGCUGUUCAUUCAUUAUGUCCAUGUUUUCUAAUGCUUGUGUUUGGUAUUCUAACAGUGAAGAAUAUUCGACAAAAUCGUCGAAUAUCACCAUUGUUGAUUAGAAUUAAUCGGCAUAUUGAACGUCAUCGACGUACAGAUCGACAAAUACUACGUAUGUUAGCUGUACAAGUCCUUGUUAUUAUAAUUUCUACCACCCCAUCUUGUAUUGUUCGAUUAUACUCGUCAUUUACAGAAAGUAUCAUAAAGGACGCAUAUAGAAUUGCUCAAGAAAAUUUAGGUACGCAAAUAGCAAAUUCAUUAUCAUUUUUUGCUUAUUCAAGUAGUUUCUAUUUAUAUACAUUAACGGGAAGUUUAUUUCGAAAAGAACUUAUUAAAACUAUUACUCAUUGUUUAAAUUAUCGCCAACGUCGAAAUCAAAUAUCAUUGGUAGGAAUCAAUCAGUAA
Messenger RNA from Adineta ricciae, 561 nucleotides. Lineage: Eukaryota; Metazoa; Rotifera; Eurotatoria; Adinetida; Adinetidae. The record is from the annotation of a GenBank genome assembly.